Phasianus colchicus (ring-necked pheasant) is the source of this 3844-nucleotide messenger RNA. The record is from RefSeq and is a predicted model, not a curated record. Lineage: Eukaryota; Metazoa; Chordata; Aves; Galliformes; Phasianidae.
UGUCCAACCAAAGCCUCCUGUGGUACAACUUGUGGCCAUUUGUCUCGGAGCAGGGGAGAAGGAAGGGAAAUAAAACUCACAGAGCACGUAGAAAGCACAGCCAACCCUGCGCCUGAGCAGCGCGGCGCUUCUCUGCUUCCCGCUGCUGAUUCGUUCACCUGUCCCAUUUUAUUAUCUUCACAUGUCAAUUUUAUAUUUUGUGUUUGACAAUGCAAAAUAAAUUUAAAAAAUGAAAUUUGACAUAGCUUACUGUUUAUCUCCAGUGUUUUAUUACUGAGGGUUUACCUCACUGACACUGAACUUGGUGUUUUCGAGCAGCGGAGGAGAUGGAACCAGUUAAAAGAUGAGGAAUUUUGGCACUGUUGAGAUAACAAAUAAAGUAACUGGGCCUGGCACUGCAGGCUGAAUGGAUAUGAAUUGUGUGAGAUGUAAGACCUGUGAGCUAGGACCUGAAUUUCAGCCAUCAAAAUGACCAGAAAACAUGAAGCUUCUGGGAUAGCCAAGAUAUGCAUCAAAUACUGACACCUCAGUCAUUUGAGUGGCACCCAGGGGUAUAAAAGGCAGUUUAUAGGAGUAUAAAUGAGUUUACAAGACUGCAAGCUUUGGUGCAGCUGUGGCAGCGGAAGCUUUUUUGGAAGCUGAGGCAGUGACAGCUUUUCAGAAGAUAUCAGAAAGAAUACAGAAAUGGCUGUUGGAGUUCUGUUUGCAGAUGAUAUUACAUAGAAGAUCCGUGGCUGAAAUAUUCUUCCAACUCGACAUAAAUAUUUCGUAGCAAUGUUCUGUAGAUCAUACAAAUCAAAAUUCAGUGUUUAUUUUUUUCUGUAUGCUUAAUCCCGCUUUUUACAUAGGGUUAUUUAUUAACACUCUGUAAACAAAGCAUUGUAUAUUUAUUUGUGUCGUUCAGAUGAGAAUCUUACUUUUUUUCCAAAAUGGAAAGCCACCUAUUGCUUUGUAUUUUAUUAUUGAUUCCUGCCUUUGCAUCAUCAGACUUUUUGGUAACACAUGUCAGAAACAUUAAGAAGCGAAAUUCUGAUAAUGACUGGGUUGUCAACGGGAUAGAAAUAUAUAAAAUGAAAAUUGAUAGUAAAGUAACUUCCCGAUUUGCCCACAAUGUCAUCACCAGUCGAGCCGUCAAUCAUGGAAAUGCACACAAAGAAGUCUUCUUCGAUGUCGAGCUCCCUAAGACAGCCUUCAUUACCAACUUCAGCAUGACAAUUGAUGGCAUCACUUAUCCUGGAAAUAUAAAAGAAAAAGAAGCUGCCAAGCGGCAGUAUGAGAAAGCUGUUUCAGCAGGACAGACUGCUGGUCUUGUCAAGGCUUCGGGAAGGAAAACAGAAAAAUUCACUGUUUCAGUCAACAUUGCAGCAGGCAGUAAAGUCACUUUUGAACUCAUAUAUGAAGAACUACUGAAGAGACAAUUUGGAAAAUAUGAGAUGUUCAUCAAAGUAAAACCGAAGCAGCUUGUCAAAGAUUUUGAGAUCGAAGUAAAUAUCUUUGAGCCACAAGGUAUCAGUGAGCUGGAAGCAGAAGGAACAUUCAUCACCAAUGAUCUGCAAAAUGUCAUAAAGAAAACUUUCUCACAUAAAAAGGGGCAUAUCUCUUUCAAGCCAACUCUUGAUCAACAACGAACCUGUGAAAAUUGCUCACAGUCACUCUUGGAUGGAGAUUUUAUUGUUAAAUACGAUGUAAAGAGAACAACUCCAGAUAAUCUGCAGAUUGUCAAUGGCUACUUUGUGCACUUCUUUGCACCAACAAAUCUUCCAAAGUUGCCCAAGAACAUUAUUUUUAUAAUAGAUAUUAGUGGCUCAAUGAGUGGAAGAGAAAUACAACAGACAAGAGAAGCACUUCUAAAAAUCUUAGAUGAUAUUAAAGAAGAUGACCACUUCAAUUUCAUACUGUUUGGUAGCAAUGUACACACCUGGAAGGAAACAUUAAUCAAAGCCACUCCUGAAAAUUUGGAUGAAGCAAGAAAGUUUGUUCGGGGCAUUGAUACUGAAGGCUUGACAAAUUUAUAUGGUGGUAUAAUGAAAGGAAUUGAUAUGCUGAAUGCUGCUCAUGAAGGAAACCUUGUUCCCAAGAGAAGUGCUUCAAUAAUUAUCAUGUUAACAGAUGGCCAACCAAAUGUAGGCAUAUCAAAUACUCAGGACAUUCAGACACAUGUGAAAAAAGCCAUUGAAGGAAAAUAUACUUUAUACAAUCUUGGUUUUGGUUAUGGUGUUGAUUACAACUUCUUGGAGAAGAUGGCACUGGAAAAUAAAGGAUUGGCCCGUCGAAUUUAUCCUGACUCUGAUUCAGCUUUACAACUCCAGGGUUUUUAUGAUGAGGUGUCCAAUCCUAUGCUAAUGGAUGUGGAAUUAAACUACCCAGAAAAUGAAAUUGCAGACGUAACUAAAAACAGCUUUAAGCAUUUCUAUGAUGGGUCUGAGAUUGUGGUGGCUGGGCGCCUUAGAGACAUCAACCAAAACAGUUUGACAGUAGAUGUGACAGGUGAAGGUGCUAAUGAUGCCCUAUCAUUUACUUCACAACAAGAUAAGGAGCAAACAGCUAAAGCUUUCCAAGAACAGGAAUAUAUAUUUGGAGAUUUCAUUGAAAGGCUUUGGGCUUAUCUCACCAUUGAACAACUCCUGGAAAAACGCAUUUCAGCUACGGGAGAAGAAAAGGAGAAUCUUACAGCUGAAGCCCUGGAUCUAUCACUAAAAUACAAAUUUGUGACACCACUGACGUCCAUGGUGGUAACAAAGCCAGAAGAAGACGAAAAUCAAGCAGCGAUUGCUGAUAAACCUACUGAAGCUGAAGCUCAGGCUGCCCCAGUAGCACAGGCUUCACCAGUACACUAUGUACAUGCAUCAAGCCCUACAUGGCAUACUAGUGUUGAUGGAGAUCCACACUUCAUUAUAUCAGUGCCACAAAAACAAGACGCCAUUUGUUUCAAUAUUAAUGAAAACCCAGGUGCUGUGUUAAGAUUGAUAAAUGAUCCAGUUACAGGCAUCACAGUAAAUGGAGAACUCAUUGGUGACAAGAAAGUAAAUAAUGAUGCAAAGAUCCAAAAUACAUAUUUUGGAAAACUUGGCAUUGCAAACAAGCACCUGGAUUUAAAAGUGACAGUAACUCCUGAAAAGAUCACUCUUCAGAAAGAGACUGGAAAGACAACUUUCACCUGGCUUGACUCGGUCACAUUUCAACAAGAAAGUUUAACUUUGAUAAUUAACAAGAAAAAAAGUCUGGUGCUCUCAAUGGGCAGCGGAGCAUCAUUUGUUAUAGUUUUGCACCAAGUAUGGAAGAAACAUCCUCUGCACAAGGAUUUCUUAGGACUGUAUACAUUGGAAAGUCAUAAACUGUCUGAACAGACACACGGAUUAUUAGGACAGUUUUUCCACCCCAUUGACUUUACCAUACUUGAAAUUCAUCCUGGAUCUGAUCCCAAGAAACCAGAUGCCACAAUGAUAUUUAAAAACAAAGAACUGAUAGUAACAAGGGGCUGGCAGAAGGAUUACAGAAGAGAUCCUGAGCAUGGCAUUGAUAUCCCUUGCUGGUUUGUUCAUAACAAUGGAGCUGGGCUAAUAGAUGGUGCUCAUACGGACUACAUUGUUUCCAGUCUGUUUUAAACAACACCACCGUCCAAAGUCAUGGGGACACAGAGCAUUUUUUCUGAAAUAAUAGUACUUUUCACUGUUGAAGAAGUGUUAAAAAUACAUAAUCUCACCAUGUACGACAGUGCCAAGAUAGAACAGAGUCAGAUCUUGAGAGGGAAACUGCAAUUCUGCCUGUGUGCACAGAUAUCCCCAAUCACCUAGCAUAUUCUUCCAAUUUUUAAUUAGUAGCUGUGUGUCAGGAGCAAUUUAAA